CUACGCUUCCAGUCAGUUCCUCCAACACUCUGAAGACGAGGCUGGCUCUGGCUUAGGCCAGACAGCCAACAUCCCGAGGAGAAGAAACAUUUCGAGAGCCGACGCACCACUGUCCCCCAAAAAUGGCCGAAGAACAGCGUCUGGUCAUCCAGCUGGCCGGUGGGGGUCCCUGGGGAUUUCGGCUGAAAGGAGGCAGCACAAGCCCCCUUCAAGUGGCUAAGCUCCGUGCUAACAGCAAGUCUCAGCAGGCGGGGUUGAAAGAGGGAGAUGUGCUGCUCGCUGUGAACGGUGAGAGCGUGCUAGGCAAGUCUUACCAGGAAGCUAUGAAUAUGGUGGACGCUGCAGGGAACGACCUGUCCAUUGAGAUACAAAGGGGAGGAACACCGCCAGCUGCCCCGCACGUGCCCGUGCGCAGUUUAGCCAAAAGCUUUGUAAUCAAACCAGUAUCUGAACCACCGACGUUUGGGACCACUUACGCUUCUACAGCCGUCAGCCGCACAUCUUUACUCAGCGAUGGACAGACGACUGAGAGAACCACCACUACGGCCGUCACCUACAACGUGGAUGGGGAACAAAAGUCGUAUGUGUCCACGGAGAAACAGAGCUUCCCGGGGGUGCCUGAUAGUAAGGGAGAAAUUACGACACCCAGAGCAUCGACAACGCUGUACCUGACGUCAACGCCUGCUGGGAAAGAGAACGCGCCGCCCCCUGAACCGAUGUUCAAGGUGAGCAGUGUUAAGGUGAAGAGCAAGAAGGCUAUUUGGUCUCCGCACCCUGACCAAGACCAACCGGAUGCCCAUCCAAGUAAAGAACAUCAUGAGGUCGAUGGUACCAGCACCCCAACGUCAUCGGUUCAAAAUGGCAGCGUUGUUGACAUCAGUCGCCUCCCGAUCUGGUCGGCUCCCCACCUACCGCCGACCCCCCAGGAAGCGCGUCAGUGUCUUCUGGAUCCCGAGGAGAUGGCGUCCGCUUUGAAAAAACGAGGACACAAAAUUGAAGCGUUGAAACUGAGGAAGAUUUUAACUCCGUCUGAGUUUGAGGAUGAGACCCCCUUGUCACCAACAUCGCAUAAGAAGAAGUUUGCAGAUUCAGCAUUUUACGAUGCCCCAGGUGAGUUGUACCCUACCGUCAAUGAACAGGUCCAGAUGGCUCGCAAGAUUGCCAAGUCCCUAGAAGCCGCGGCCAAUAAAAGGGCCCGGGGUGGGAGAAUGUAUGCCAAACGUAAGCGCAAAUCCUCCAAGUGGGUUCAUGUGGGCUAUACCGUUGGCAGUGUGAGUGGCUAUAGCAGUGAGGGGUCGCUAGGGGAAGGUCUUGGACGGCUGCAGGAUUUUGAUGACAUAGAACCCGAUUCACCACACCCUGAUAGUCACAACCUAGAAGGCAUGUAUCAAUACCCCGGACAUGUUCCCCUGUGGCCGGUAGAUACCCUGGGGGAGUAUGGUGAGAGGCAUGGGGAUAAAGCGGUUCUCACCCCGCAAGAGGUGGAGAGGCUGAGGCUUGGGCAAGACAAAUGCAGACACAACGUCGUGUCACCUCAAAUGUGUUUCAAUAUUGCCAAGGAUUUACAAAAGCAAAAAGGUCGGGGAGCGACCAUCUUUGCCAAGCGUCGUGAACGCGCUGAUAAGUAUAUCAUAGAUGAAACCAAUGUUAAAAGUCCCCCACCCCCACCUGUUGCCCUUACCAGGAAACUGGAGGAGGUGGUUGCCGUGAAAACUUACAAGAGCCCAUGGGAGGCGGCCAUGGAGAAUCCCUUCAGCCUGGAUGAUGCCUUCACCCAUAUUAACCACCAGCCUGGAUCCCGCCGUGCCGUUAAGUCUUUGGAUAUGACCGAUUUACCGAUCCAACUCCAACCCCGACCCCCCGAGUCCUGGAAACGCACCUCUACCUCCUCCCCCGUCUCCCCCGGGACGACCCUGGGAGGGCCUGCGCCGGCGUCCGGGAGUCAGUUCCCCGAUCACAAUCGGAAGAUUCGUGGAUGGACCCCUCGCUCUGCUGUCAGAGCAGAAACUGGAUCGGAUGUACACUACUACAGUCCGACUCCAGAAGCCACGAGCCCACAAGUAGCACCACCGCCUGCCACUCCUCAAUCUGAGACCAGCUCCACUGCAUCCGGGUCUAAAAAAGUGUUUGGGGACUACAACCCCAGGAUCAGGGCCUGGAGACGGCCAAGUCCUAAACGUGAGGACGCCGAGGCCUGGUUGUCUGAUGGGGAGUAUUCUGAUUAUUCAGAUGACGUGCAACAUCCACCCAUAUAUGUCUUGCCUCCAAGGAUAGAAAGGAAAGAAGUCACUGUGGAAAAGAAAGGAUUUCGUCCAAUCUCCUUCAAAGCCCCUCACCCGAAGGCCGGCGUGUUUCAAGUGCUUCCACAAUCACCGCAGACCUCUUCAGUCGGAGUAUUUUACGGGCCUGAGCCAACAUCGAAACCAGCACCACAGUCACAAUCUUCGACUUUCAAGCAGACGACCACUACAACGAGUACAAGGUCCCUGCACAGGAACGUGCUUCCACAAGCUGAACCGGAUGCUCCUGUUAAUCAGCCAAAGCCUUUCACGUUAACUACAGUUACCACGGAAACCAAAGAAGAAAACGAAGGCCCAAGCGAAGAAAGGGGGAACCAUUACAAUGUUCCCUUGCGCCAUAUUGAAACAAAGACUCCAUCCCCAAGGGUAUCUAGAGAGGCAAGUCCUCAGGUAGUACAUGUUGAAGCAGAAAGGCCAAGGGAACCUUCACCAAACGUCGCAGCCACCACGGAAGAAACAGAAACAUCGUUUCAGAUCACUUUUGACGCAAACACCGGAGACGAUCAGCAAGAACAGACCCAAGAGGACACAGAGGCGAGCUUUGUCAUCACAGCUGAAGCUGACGCCAGCGAUUUAUGAAAUGAGGCUGACUAUGUAUAGUGUCUACUCAGUGAGACUACCAAGGGCGACACGCUCAUACAGAAAGAAACGCUGUGUGAACCCGCCCCGUUCGCCCGCCAUGACGUCCCCACAAUCCAAGAGUGGAGUGUGCCUCUGAUGGUCGUCAUGAACACGACGUCACUCAAUAUAUGGUCAUUGCUUCUGUAACGUGCAUCAUUUAAGUUUUGUAAAUUGGCGAUCUGUUCACACCAAAUACCCGAAUCAGACAGACAGACCACGGACCAACUGUUCUUUUCCUACCGACAACAUGCUCAUUUUCUAAGUGAAAAACAGUUUAUAUAGUAUAGCUGGGUAUUUAGAAUGUUAGGUGUGCAAUAACAGUGACGUAUAUGUUACGAUUAAAUAUUAGUCUGUAGGUAUUACUAAUAGCCACGUUGCAAUGGAUUACGUUAGUAUAUUCUUAACUACGUUUAAUUUUCGUUAAUAUUGUUAGCAAGCCAUUUUGUUUCCAAGUUCACUGUUCUUUAUUUUAUGCGAGGAUACUUCUCUGUGAAGGUAGAUGUAGAUGCCUGGUUUCUACGUAGGUCAUAUUUAUAACAACAUGUACUAGAAUGUGAUCUUUUCUUGCCAUUCCCGAGCUAAGACCAUUUCGCGUCCUUGAAAGGGUAUCUUGUCAUUCUUCACACCUUGGUUUAUUAUUUUAAAAGUAGUGUGAUAUUUUGAAAUGACUUAAAGAUACAACCUUGCUACGCAUAUUUAACAAACUAUCUCUCGUUCUGUGUAUGAAGACGUAAAAAUAUCUCGCUCCGUAAUAGCAGCAUAUCAUUUUACUUUAUUUCUAUCCAACACUGGUGUAUUUAACCUUAUAAGCCAAGUGAGAUUAAGUAUUAUCCACCUAGAACAAAUACAUUGUGAACGACAAGUCUCUUGAAAUUGACCCGGAGAAAAUGCAGUGUGAUUAGAAAAAUACAAAUAUAUAAAAUGUCAGAAUUAUUGAAAAACAGGAGAAAAAAGAUAUGGUAUUUAAAGGGUUACUCUGAGCGUGGUCCCUGUGUGCGCUUUCAAAAACAUUUAAUAAACUUUUUUGCAAUUAAAAUUAUGAUAAGCGUA
This is a messenger RNA of Lingula anatina, 3971 nucleotides long. RefSeq lists its product as uncharacterized. Gene Ontology annotation, molecular function: actin binding. Lineage: Eukaryota; Metazoa; Brachiopoda; Lingulata; Lingulida; Lingulidae. Gene Ontology annotation, biological process: positive regulation of actin filament bundle assembly. The record is from RefSeq and is a predicted model, not a curated record. Gene Ontology annotation, cellular component: actin cytoskeleton; nucleus; Z disc.